GUCUGGCUGGAAAAGCAUUUUAUUUUUAUUGCCAGGUUGUACGAGUGUGUUGGUGACAUGUUCUUGGUGCGGGGUAGGUGUCACUCCCACCAAUAUGUUUUAAUUAUGCAGAUCAAGUCAAGUAUAUAUUACCCUUCCAUCAAGCAUUGUCCCAUUGCUUUAAAUGACAAUUCUAUUUCAAUUCACUCUUUUCACUCAUACAAUAAGUGAUCCUUCAGGAUGGCUUCCUCUUCUCGUUGGACUGAUCUAUCGGAUCAACUUCAUUCAACUCUUCCAGUCUUUGACGAGCUGAUUAACAAAGACCCUCAAUAUAAUGCUUUUGUAAAGACUCCAGCGAUUCUUCAUCAAAUUACCUUUGGAAUUGGUACAUCAACCUCAAACGAUAUCAUCAUUGUUGUCAUAGAUAACGGUAAAUGCCAGGCGAGAGUUGGUACGGCCCAGGAGGCUUCGUUCAUACUAUUAGCAUCACUUAAGCAUUGGGAGCAAUUCUUUCAACCUAUCCCAGUAGCUCCCUUUCAAAGCUAUUGGGGUAUGUUUGGGAUGAACAUCAAGCAAAAAGAUAUCGAGAUUCAAGGAGAUCAAAUAUCUUUCACUCAGCAUACUCAUAUCUGGAGACGAGUUCUUGAAGUCCUUCAUGAUGCAUAUUGCGGGCCGAUGAAAUUAGAUGAAGAACCUGAAGUCGACGAGGAUCAUGUCAUUGGUCGUUAUGUAUACUUGGACAUCCCAACAUGGGGAAGGUGCAAGGUUUUCUACGAACAAAGCGGUUCUGGGAAACAAGACAUAGUUUUCCUCCACACUGCCGGUGCAGACGGUCGGCAAUAUCAUGGGGUUAUGAAUCAUAACGUCAUGCGUGAGGAAUGCAAUAUGAUAGCUUUUGAUCUACCAGGUCACGGGAAGAGCUACCCUCCUCCAAAUCACUGUCCUGGUGACUAUACAAACACUGAAGACACUUAUGUUGGUGCUAUCACCGCAAUAGUCAAGAAACUAAAAUUGAACAAACCCAUAAUAUGCGGGGCAUCCAUGGCCGGUCAAGUAUGUCUGGCUGUAGCAACUAGAGCUGACGAAGUUGGUGCCGGUGGAACAAUUCCACUCCAAGGCUGCGAGUAUCUCAACAUGGAUCGUCAAUUCAACGACCAGUCACCCUACGUCAACCAAUCGCUCUUCAACCCAGAAUGGGUAUACGGCAUGAUGUCACCAACCACUCCUCUCGCCAACAAACAACUCAUCUGGCACAUGUACAGCGCAUCCGCCUACGGAAUCUUCCACGGCGACCUCGACUUCUACUUUGGCGGUUUCGACGGCCGCGCCAGAGUCUCCAGCAUCGAUACCAAAAAAUGUCCAGUUUUCAUGCUGACUGGCGAUUACGAUUGGAGCAAUACACCUACCGUGGCUCAAGCAACUUGUGACAAGAUUCCAGGCGCGAAACACAAGGCUAUGCCUGACAUUGGACAUUUUCCAGCGACGGAAAAGCCGCAGAAAUUUGUGCCGCAUCUUUUGGAGGCGAUUGAGUGGAUUCGUAAUGUGAGGAUGCGGAAUGGAGGGGGGGAUGUGGAGGUAAAUGGUUUGAGUGGAAGAUCGUAAUACGCGUUGAGUUGCUCAUUUAAUAUAACGCGGAGAAAGCAAUUAUAUAUUUGUCCCAAAAUAUAUUCUAUUGAGUAUGCAGCUUCCUCACAAUCAUGUUUCACGUGUAUCUUUAUUUUUCUUUUUGCUUUUUUCCUUUUCAAAACUUCCAGUAUCUGUACAAAUUAAGUAAAUCUCGAGAUAAAAGUACAAAGAGAAGUUUCUACAUCUCAAUUAUAGAUUAGUUCUUCCUAAGACCUAUCCAUACAUACAUACAAUAACA
Botrytis cinerea B05.10 is the source of this 1843-nucleotide messenger RNA. RefSeq lists its product as hypothetical. Bases 220 to 1581 code for a protein of 453 amino acids. NCBI's taxonomy places the organism in Eukaryota, Fungi, Ascomycota, Leotiomycetes, Helotiales, Sclerotiniaceae. The record is from RefSeq and is a predicted model, not a curated record. The transcript is spliced from 4 exons.